AUGGAUGAUGAAGUUAAGGUGAGGAAAGGCUAUGACAUGGUUUCUAGAUGCUGCAUCUGUGGGAAAGCUCAAGACAAUAUGCAUCAUCUUUUAUGGAAAUGUGAUUUCAGUGUAGGAAUUUGGAAGUGGAUUUUCUCAUGUUUCCAAUUUGAUAAGCCUAAAAAUUUUACUGAUGCUUGGAGGAAAGCAAAAAAUAAAAGUCCUCUGAUUCAGCGGAUAAUUGCAAAGUUUAAGUUGGAGGUUAGAAAUUCUAAGUUUCAAAUGAUCAAAGAAUGUUAUUGGCUUCCUCCAGAUCUAAAUUUCACUAUGGUCUUUCGUGAUGGAUCUUCUUUUGGUAACCCUGGAAAUGUUGAUUUUUGGGUGAUUGUCAGGGAUCAUGAUUGUCAGGUGCUAGAUACUCUAACAGGGGGCAUAGGUAUUGCUUCAAACUUUAUUGCAGAGUUAUAUGCUGUCAUUUGUGCUUUAGAAUUGGAAAUUGAAUGGGGGAAACAGAAAGUGAUUAUUGUCUCUGACUCAAAGUCAGUGGUGAAUGUCUUUAAUCAAAAGGAAGUGCCAUGGUUCAUAAGAGGAAGAUGGAAAAAAGUUGUGAGAAAGCUUUCAAUUAUCAAAUAUCUUCAUUGCUACAGGGAAGUAAACUUCUCUGCAGAUGGAAUUGCCAAAAAAGGAGCAUCAUUAGCUGCAGGAGAAAGGCAUAUUUGCAUUGGAAGACCUUCCUCUCUUAUUAGUGUUGAAAUGCCAGAUGUCAAGUACUAUAGAUUUAGCUAA
Molecule: messenger RNA, 765 nt
Organism: Papaver somniferum (opium poppy)
Lineage: Eukaryota; Viridiplantae; Streptophyta; Magnoliopsida; Ranunculales; Papaveraceae
Exons: 2
Coding region: 1-765 (254 amino acids)
Molecular function (GO): nucleic acid binding; RNA-DNA hybrid ribonuclease activity
Source: RefSeq, a predicted model, not a curated record